Cimex lectularius (bed bug) is the source of this 674-nucleotide messenger RNA. Its product is annotated as probable salivary secreted peptide. The transcript has 2 exons. The record is from RefSeq and is a predicted model, not a curated record. Bases 142 to 549 code for a protein of 135 amino acids. NCBI's taxonomy places the organism in Eukaryota, Metazoa, Arthropoda, Insecta, Hemiptera, Cimicidae.
UAUUUAAGGCAAACAUGAGACACGAGAUGUUUGAGAUGAUUGCUGUUAUCUCAAAACCUACUCAUUGGUUAUUCUUACUUUUCCCUUGAUAACGGCCGUAAUAUAAACCAGGUGUCGAGAUAAGGAGUUAGUCGAGUGAAAAUGUACAGACUAUUCGCAAGCACGGCCGUCGGCCUUUUUGUCGCCAUCGCGGUCAACGUUCUCGUGCCGCAGCCUGUGGCCGCAGUCUCAUGCGGACAGAACAGGAGCCACAACGCUGUCUUCGGGCACAGGCAAUCCGGAGAUCAGUUGCUUUACAUGGACCACCCUAAACUUAACUACAAACUGUUGAGAGUGGUCACCUACGACGUCAAAUACAGGAGCCCACCGACCCCCCAUUACGUCAUCACGUAUGUCGAAGCUCUCGACCAGUUCACAAACCACAGCGGGGGCUGCGCCUUACUUGAGAAGGGUGGAGUCGGAUACGACUUCGUCAAACUUCACCUCAAAUCGCAAAGAAACAACGGCCUUGAUUUUGUCGUUAGGGUGUAUGGAGUAAGACAUUGGUAACCUGUAGGUUAUUAAAUGAACCAUUGGCUAUAUAUUUUCUUGUUUUAAUCAAUUUUAUGAGCACAACCAUGUAAUCAAUUGUUUGUUGAACUUGAUUGUUUUAAAUAAAGUUAUUCUGGUGUUUU